Molecule: messenger RNA, 1992 nt
Organism: Clavispora lusitaniae ATCC 42720
Lineage: Eukaryota; Fungi; Ascomycota; Pichiomycetes; Serinales; Metschnikowiaceae
Biological process (GO): DNA damage checkpoint signaling
Source: RefSeq, a predicted model, not a curated record
AUGUCCGAUUUCGACGACGACGACGACAUGCUCUUGGAGCUCGUGCGGGCCACGCAGCGGCCGCCCGACCAGCCGGAUCUGCUCUACCGCGCGCGGGGCGAAAUCGCCAUUUUGCGGGCGCAGUUGGAGGCGCUCCAGUCGCUGAAAAACGCCGAGGCCGAACGUCUUCGCCGCGACUUGGAGGCGGCCCGUCUGGCGGCCCGCGGCCACAUCGACGCGUUGAAGCUGUCCGUGGACAAGCUCGAGGACGAAAAGCGCUUUUUGGACAACGAGAUCCGGGCGCUUUCGGCGAAACGGCGCAAAGUGGAGGCGGCGGAACUGCGGCCGCAACUGCGGCCGGCAAAACUACUGCUGGCGGAACUGCUGCCGGCGGAACAGCCUGAGGUUGACGUAAGGCCUGGCGACGGCGUGGUCAUCCGCGUGCAAGACGAGUGGUCCCAGUUCUGCGACUACUUGCAUGGCUACACCAUCAACGGCAGUCUGCGCACAUGCAUGGGCUUCCUCGCGACGAUCUGCGUCGAGGAAUCUGUUGGCAGCAGCGGUUUCGGUCGCCGCUUGCGUCUUGCGCCGCGUGUGCCGGUUCUGUCGGCGGUGUGGGAAUAUUUGCUCGAGGUGCGGCAUUUGCGGCUCGAUAUGUUGGUGGAAAACGUCUGCGGCGAGCUCAUGGCGCUUGUGGAGGCGUUGCUCGCCGUGCCGCAGCAGCGGGCGUUUUUGGCCGUGCCGUUUCUUGUGUGUUUGGUGCAUGCCAGCGUGACGUUCAAAUACUCGGCCGUGGGCGAGAAACUUGCGUUGCAGUUGGUGCAGCAGGCGUGCGCCCUUCUGCGCCGGUUCGUGGCGCUCUUAGUGCUGGCGGACGGCGCCGACUCGUUUGUCGAGCAGCGGGGCACGUACCAGCAGCGGGUUUUGGAGAAUUUCACCUUGGUGGCGUGCUUGGACCUCGUGGAGGCGGUGGUGGUGGUGGCCACGCAGUUUGGCGCCGCGUUCGUGCGGCGGCUCUGGCACACCAUGGACUUUGACUUGCUCACGGCCGUUUUCCCGGAGAAUUCGGAGCGGUUCAAGGCGUCUGCGCAAAUCAACUUGGUCUACAACUACGUGGAGAUGCUUUCGGCGUCGUUGGAAGGCGGCUUUGCCGCAGGCGACCAGGCGCAGAACGCUCGAAUUGUCCAGUCGCUCAUCAAGGCGUUUCUCAUCGACAUCUCGGUCAAGGACGACUUUAUGUUCUUUGGCCUCAACCGGGCGUUGGGCAACAACGGCGACUUGGUCAAGAUCUGCGAGGCGGUGCCGCAGGAAAACCCGUUGAACACUCCGUUGGUGUCUGUGGCUUUCCCCGUGAAACAUACGCCGCCGUCGCCACAGGAAAGUUUUGCUGUUUUGCAGAAUCACGAAUCGCAUCUCCUCAGUCUCCGCCUCAAGAUGGUUUCGCUACUUGAGGCGCUCAUUGUGAACGGGAACAUGCAGCUUGUCAACCUGAAGGAGAACAUCAAGUCCAUUGUUCGCAUCAUCGGCUUUGAGCAGAACUUCAUCAUGCACCAGCCACGGUCCAAAGUCGUCCACAUGCGGCUCUCCAUCAUAAGCUCGCUUUUGCGGGUUCUCUUCUACAUCAUCGACGAGAACAAGAACAUCAAUACGUUGAUCUAUCCGGAAACGCUCCACGAGAUUUUUGUCAUUCUAAUGCGGGUGGCCUUUUCCUCCGAUUCGCUUUCCACAGACGCCCACCAGUUUCUUUCGGAAAUCCGAGGCAAAGGCUUGGUGGACAUUGGUGUCUUCAACAAGGCUUGCGAGUGGCGCAGCAGGGAAGUUGCCCACUUCAACAUCUUUGACGCGAGACCCAAUAAGUACGCCGAGCUCAGCAACAUCGAAUGUGAUUUCGCCAAUGGUGUCGAGUUUCCCUACGAUCUGGAAACAAUCGAGAUUGCCCGAGAAAUGUUGAGCGUUUGCGUUAAUCACGACGAGGCGGAUAACUUGUACUACAAUAUGAACAGCGAGGUCUAG